Messenger RNA from Elephantulus edwardii (Cape elephant shrew), 1298 nucleotides. It is a transcript of the gene LMAN2, whose product is annotated as lectin, mannose-binding 2. Gene Ontology annotation, cellular component: endoplasmic reticulum-Golgi intermediate compartment; endoplasmic reticulum membrane; Golgi membrane. The transcript has 8 exons. Gene Ontology annotation, biological process: Golgi organization; endoplasmic reticulum organization; endoplasmic reticulum to Golgi vesicle-mediated transport. The coding region runs from base 80 to 1156 and encodes 358 amino acids. The record is from RefSeq and is a predicted model, not a curated record. Lineage: Eukaryota; Metazoa; Chordata; Mammalia; Macroscelidea; Macroscelididae. Gene Ontology annotation, molecular function: D-mannose binding.
GUGCUUCCGGCCGGAGUCCAUUAAGUAGGACACCGGAAGGCGGAAAUGCUAGGGCGGAAGUGGCCGGGAGAAGAAGAGAAUGGCGGCGGAAGGCUGGAUUUGGCUCUGGGGCUGGGGCCGGCGGUGCUUGGGGAGGCCUAGGCUUCCCGGCCCCGGCCCUGGCCCCACCACACCUGUACUUCUUGUUCUUCUUCUGCUGUUGGGGCCAGUAGCUUCAGAUAUAACUGAUGGUAGUAGUGAACACCUCAAGCGGGAGCAUUCUCUCAUCAAACCUUACCUAGGAGUCGGUUCCAGCUCCAUGCCCCUCUGGGACUUCCAGGGCAGUACUAUGCUCACGAGCCAGUACGUGCGACUGACCCCUGACGAACGCAGCAAAGAGGGUUCUAUAUGGAACCACCAGCCAUGCUUCCUCAAGGACUGGGAGAUGCACGUCCACUUCAAAGUCCACGGCGCAGGGAAGAAGAAUCUGCAUGGGGAUGGCAUUGCCUUGUGGUACACCCGUGAUCGCCUUGUGCCAGGGCCUGUGUUUGGAAGCAAAGACAACUUCCAUGGCUUAGCCAUCUUCUUGGAUACAUAUCCCAAUGACGAGACCACUGAGCGUGUGUUCCCGUACAUCUCGGUGAUGGUGAACAAUGGCUCCCUGUCCUACGACCACAGCAAGGAUGGGCGCUGGACAGAGCUGGCAGGCUGCACGGCCGACUUCCGGAACCGGGAUCAUGACACCUUCCUGGCUGUGCGCUACUCCCGGGGCCGCCUGACGGUGAUGACCGACCUGGAGGACAAGAACCAGUGGAAGAACUGCAUCGACAUCACUGGUGUGCGUCUGCCCACUGGCUACUACUUCGGGGCCUCUGCCGGCACCGGUGACCUGUCUGACAAUCACGACAUCAUCUCCCUGAAGCUGUUCCAGCUGAUGGUGGAGCACACCCCUGACGAGGAGAACAUUGACUGGACCAAGAUCGAGCCCAGUGUCAGUUUCCUCAAGUCUCCCAAAGACAAUGUGGACGACCCCACAGGGAACUUCCGGGGCGGGCCUCUGACGGGCUGGAAGGUGUUCCUGCUGCUGCUGUGCGCCCUCCUGGGCAUCAUUGUCUGCGCGGUGGUGGGGGCCGUGGUGUUUCAGAAGCGGCAAGAGCGGAACAAGCGUUUCUACUAAGCAAGCUUGUAGGACGCUUGGCUGGGGAUGGCCUGGCCUUGGGCUUCAGGCACCAUUGUGAACUUUUUUUACUUGGAUUGUAAAAGAAAAACAAGACAACCUUAUUUCUUAACUGUUUCAAAGAAAUAAUUAAAGUAUUUUC